This is a messenger RNA of Sus scrofa (pig), 2488 nucleotides long. Lineage: Eukaryota; Metazoa; Chordata; Mammalia; Artiodactyla; Suidae. The record is from RefSeq and is a predicted model, not a curated record.
GGGGUCGUGCUUUGGGGGUCGGAGUCAGGCCCCGGGCAGGCCUGCGGACGCCUUAGGUUCUGAUUCGGAGAAUCCGGAGGAGGGACCUCCGACGUGGGUUCCCCGCCGUCCUAUGCCCCCUAGGUCACGUGGGCCAACUAAAAUUUAGCAUUCACCGUGCAUUACUGCAUUUAAAGGCUUUAAAACUGUUACCUUCUUCAGUAUGUUACGGAUACCCACUUUGAUAGAGAAACCAGGGCCCAGAGAGGUGGAGUAAUUUGCCCAACGAUCCACAGCCGGUGACUGUAGGAGCCAGGGUUGGAACCCAAAACUGGCUUCAAAGCUCAAAGCACCUUUCGGUGCAAUAUUCAAGGUGUAGAACUGUGCAUCUAAUAAAACCCUUGUGCUAUGAGUUGACGCCUCCAUCCCUUCCUCCUCCAUUCUAUCCCUUCCCUCAAUCCAGGCCAAGAAAACAGCGUUUACGUUCUGCCCCCAAGAUGACGCUUUUAACCUAACCGAGAAUUCUACAGUUAUUAUGAUGAUUAGCUAGCGGAUUUGUUCCCCACUGGGACACUGAUUUAGUUUCCUGCUUGAGGAAGUGUUCACACAGGCCGUGGAUCCGGUAUCCAGCCAGAACCGGCCCUCCUUGGGCUGCCCUGCUCCGAGCUGUGCUGUGGUCACCAAGGCAGGCUGCAUGGGGAAGGCCUUUCCACAGGCUGUGGCGCUGCAGUGGGCAGGAUCCUAGGAGGUGGGCGGGGAGCAGGCCUCUGCCAUCCAAGAAGAACCCGCUGGGCACAGAGACUGAGAAAUUUCAGAUGGUGUACCGGUUUGAUGCCAUCAGGGUCUUCGGGUACCUCUCUCAGCUGAAGGUGGCACAGACAGCGUUGACAGUGGUGGCCCUGCCGCCUGGCAUCUACUGGUACUCCCAGGGCCUCAUGACCUUCAACUCCCUGUGCCUGGCAGGCGCAGUUGCCAGCUUCGCGCUGGCCAUGUUGUGCUGGAUGAGCCAUUUCUUCCGGAGGCUGGUGGGCAUCCUCUAUGUGAAUGAAUCAGGCACGGUGCUGCGGGUGGCCCACCUGACCUUCUGGGGCCGGCGACAGGACACGUACUGCCCCGUGGCCGACGUGGUCCCCAUGACAGAAAGCCACGAUCGGCCUCAGGAGCUGUUUGUGCGGAUCCGGCAGUACAGUGGGAAACAGACCUUCUAUCUCACCCUACGCUACGGACGCAUCCUGGACCGGGAGCGUUUCAUGCAGGUGUUUGGGGCGCUGGACUCACUCAAGUGAAGGACUGGGAGCCAGGCCGCCUGGGUCUCCCGUAGGAAGGCUCAGGGAAGGGUGAGGCUGAAGUGGGGAAGUCAGGCAGCUGGAAACUGUCAGGACCCCAGGGACUUGUCUUCUGGAAUUGAGAAAUUCACAAGGUAGAAGCUAGCAACCAGGUUUAGGAAAGAGGCCCUGAGUGCAAAUUCUUAACUGCACUUAUGUAUGACAUUGACAACGGCCAGAAGUUUCUGUUAAGAGCCAGAUCUUGGAGGAAGCUAUGCCAGGCUCGUUCCAACAGUGCACUGCUGGGAAAUCAAAGACAGAGAGGUGGGGGUGUGUCAGAAGACCUGGGUCCCUCCAUUCUCAAAUCCCUGUCCUGAGGCGGGUUAUCAAGUCUCUCAGAUUGUUCUCACAUUUUGUAAAGUGGAAAAAUCCUGUCUCCUGGGAUGGGUGUGAAAAUAAACGAUAUCACUUAGUGCAGAGUUGCUAGUGCUGCAAAAGGCUUCUAUGCCUGUGCUGCGCCCCCUGGUGGCCCCAGAUCCGAAGGGACUGGGAUGAAGCCUGGAGGUGGGUCCUUGGCGCCAGCCCCUCAGGGCACAGGGUCUGGGGUGGGGGUGUCCUCCAAGCAAGUUCACAUCCAGAGGUCUAGGGGCUCUCACAUGGGCAGGCUCUGCAACGUGAUAAAGUCAGAUGAGUGAUAUGCUGGAGCCGUACUUUAUAAACUAAAGCUAGCUAUAUGCAGUGCCCCUGGUAAUUAGUAAUAUGUUUACUACAUAAUCUGUAACAAAGGGCAAGUCAUGAUCUUUAUAAUUCUGCCACUGAAAAGUCAAAAAUCACUAGGAUUUGUUUUGUGGCCUUCUAGUCUUUUUUAAGAACUGUAGUAAAACAAACAUAAAUGUAUCCUUUCAACCAUUUCAAAGUGUACAAUAAGUGAUAUUAAGUACAUUUACAGGGAGUUCCCGUCGUGGUGCAGUGGUUAACGAAUCCCACUAGGAACCAUGAGGUUUCGUGUUCGAUCCCUGGCCUCGCUCAGUGGGUUAAGGAUCUGGCGUUGCCGUGAGCUGUGGUGUAGGUCGCAGACUCGGCUCGGAUCCCAAACUGCCGUGGCUCUGGUGUAGGCCGGCGGCUACAGCUCCGAUUCGACCCCUAGCCUGGGAAGCUCCAUAUGCCGCAGGAGCAGCCCAAGAAAUGGCAAAAGAAAUUUAAAAAAAUUAAAAAUUAAAAAAUACAUUUACAGUGUUGUUCAA